Messenger RNA from Plectropomus leopardus (leopard coralgrouper), 6527 nucleotides. RefSeq names its product integrin, alpha 5 (fibronectin receptor, alpha polypeptide) (gene itga5). Gene Ontology annotation, biological process: integrin-mediated signaling pathway; cell adhesion mediated by integrin; cell-matrix adhesion. Lineage: Eukaryota; Metazoa; Chordata; Actinopteri; Perciformes; Serranidae. Gene Ontology annotation, molecular function: integrin binding. The record is from RefSeq and is a predicted model, not a curated record. Gene Ontology annotation, cellular component: external side of plasma membrane; integrin complex.
GAGGAGGCGUGGACCCGGAGAGAGAGGCAGCACAGAGAGGAGUGAGGAGCUGAGAGGAGCUGACGGAGCAUUAAUGAGAUACUGGCCGGUUAGAGUUACAGGGAUGCAGUUUUAGCCGUUUUACACCACUGUUUUCAGGCUUCAUCUGCGGACUCUAAAGCGUCAAUAAGAGGGACAUUUUCGCAAGUUAAAACAAACUUGAGUGGAUUAAUUUAUUCUCAAAUAUGGGCUUGGAACGAUUUCGCGUAAAGACGCCGGGGACAGCAGCCGCUCUUGUCCGCUCGCUCCUUUGUAUCAACGGGCUGUUACUCACUUUUUCUCCGUUUGUCUGCGAGGCGUUCAACUUGGACGUGGAGAACCCAGCUGUUUACAGCGGACCUAACGGGAGCUACUUCGGAUAUGCUGUUGACUUUUAUUUGGCUGAUUCGGCAAGUGCGAGUGUGGUGAUAGGAGCCCCCAAAGCCAACACAAGACAGGUUAACAUUACAGAGGGAGGAUCCGUCUUCUACUGUCCUUGGAGCCUCAGCCAAUCAGAUUGCCACAACAUCGAGUUUGAUACUGAAGGGGAUCGCACUUCUUUGAUCAACGACACAGAGCAUCAGGUUGAUUUCAAGUCCCACCAAUGGUUCGGCGCCACUGUGCGUUCUCACGGUGACACAAUUCUGGCCUGCGCGCCUCUCUACUCCUGGCGGACUGAAAAAGAUGUCGCUCAUUCUGAUGCAACAGGAACCUGCUUCCUCUCAGUCCAUAAUUUCACCAAAUUUGUGGAGUACGCUCCCUGCCGCACAGAGAUCAGCGGCGCGGUGGGACAGGGCUACUGUCAGGGAGGAUUCAGUGCUGACUUCACUACGGAUGGCAAAGUCGUGUUGGGAGGACCAGGCAGCUACUUCUGGCAAGGUCAGGUGAUCUCUGCAGCGAAGGAGGACAUUAUCAAAGCGUACUACCCGGGCUUCUUCAUGCAGUCUGUGGAGGGCCAGAUCCAGACCAGACAGGUCAAGGCUGAACAUGAUGACAGCUACCAAGGCUACUCUAUUGCUGUUGGGGAAUUCAGUGGUGAUCAGGCUGAAGAUUUUGUGGCUGGGGUUCCAAAAGGACUCAUGCUUUAUGGAUCGGUGUCUAUACUGAAUGGUACAGAUCUGAAGACCAUGAUCAACUUCACUGGCGAGCAGAUGGGAUCGUAUUUUGGCUAUGCAGUAGCAUCGACUGAUAUAAAUAGCGAUGGGAUGGCCGACCUGCUGGUGGGAGCUCCCAUGUUCAUGGUCCGAGGCUCCGACAGUCGCCUGGAAGAGAUGGGCCGGGUCUAUGUUUACCUCCAGCGUGGCCCCCUGAAUCUGGAGCUCCGCCUUCCUCACCUGACAGGCACCCAGGUGUUUGGGAGAUUUGGCAGCACAAUUGCGCCACUGGGAGAUCUGAACCAGGAUGGUUUUAAUGAUGUUGCCAUCAGCAGUCCAUUUGGAGGAGAGGAGCGGCAGGGACUCGUCUACAUCUAUAAUGGAUACGCAGAGGGACUCAGGGAAAAGCCGUCACAGGUGAUCACUGGUCAGUGGGCUGCUGGAACUAUUCCCGCCAGCUUUGGUUUUGCCCUCAGAGGUGCUCAGGACCUGGACAUGAAUGGAUACCCGGAUCUCAUCGUUGGUGCUUUUGGUGUUAGCAAGGCAGUUCUCUAUAGAUCUCGACCAAUAGUGAACACCAGUGCCUUUCUGACAGUUUACCCCACCAUGAUUAACCCUGAAGAGAAGAACUGCAUCGUCACCAGUGGAAACAGCAGCAUUCCUGUUUCCUGUGUCAACCUGAGUUUCUGCAUAUCUGCCGAUGGGAAGCACCUACCAGACGUCCUAGAUUUCCAGGUGGAGGUGCAGCUCGAUAGCAAUAAGCACAAGCAGAAAGGUGCAGUGAGGAGGGCUUUGUUUUUGGAUUCCCAGCAGCCCUCGCUCCAGAGGAGUGUUAGGGUGCGCCAUGGGGAGCGUGUCUGCAACCAAACCAAGAUCUACCUACGAGAUGAGAAAGACUUCAGGGAUAAACUCUCUUCCAUUUAUGUGGCCUUGAACUUCAGCUUGGAUCCAAAAGCUGCUGCUGACUCCCACGGCCUGCGGCCCAUCCUCAACUAUCAGACCACCAACGUAAUUGAGCAGAAGGCUCAGAUUCUGUUGGACUGCGGAGAAGACAACAUCUGUGUUCCUGACUUGAAGCUGGCAGUUCAUGGGAGCAGGAAGGAAGUCUACCUUGGCGAUGACAACUCGCUGACCUUGACUUUCAACGCCAGGAAUGAGGGUGAGGGAGGGGCGUACGAGGCAGAGCUGUACGUGGUGCUGCCCCCUGAAGCCGACUACAGCGGAAUCGCUCGCAAUAAUGAGAGCUUGACCCAGCUGACUUGCAGCUAUGAGACAGAGAACCAGACUCGAUACCUCAGCUGUGAUUUGGGCAAUCCGAUGAAGUCUGGCACCAAUCUGUGGGCAGGUCUGCGCUUCACGGUGCCGAGACUGAAGGACACGCACAAAACUGUUCAGUUCGAGCUGCAGAUUCGCAGUAAAAAUGAGAAUAAUUCCCACAGUGAGGUUGUCUCCUACAAGCUGGAGGUGGUUGUCCAGGCUGAAGUCAUCCUUCAGGGUGUGUCUCGACCAGAUAAGGUCUUCUUCCCGCCGGCCAACUGGAAGGUGACCAAAAACUACGGGGUGGAGCAGGACGUUGGGCCUGCAGUGGAACACAUCUAUGAGCUGGUGAACAACGGGCCCAGUCGGAUCAGCCACACCCUGCUGGAGCUGCGCUGCCCCCUCAGUGUCCAGGGCCAAACUCUUCUUUACCCCCUGAAGUUCUCCACAGAGGGCCCCAUCAACUGCACUGCCGACAAAUCCAUGAAUCACCGAAACCUCAAACUCCAGCCCACGUCCACAGAGCCACCUAUCCUGGCUCUAAAGGCACACGAGCACCACAUCGAGAGGAGGGACGUCCACAGGAAUCCGCUUGCUCAUUUGACAAACCUGUCUUGCUCUAACACGGAGUGCUGGGCGCUGCAGUGCACUGUGGGUCUGCUGGAGAAGGGGACGACUGCCAUCCUCAAAGUGCGCUCCCGCAUCUGGGCCGAGACCUUCACCGAGAGAGCUUACAAGCAGUAUGUGCUGGAGUGCCUGGCCAGAUACAGUGUGGAGAAGAUGCCUUACGCCAUCCUACCUAAACAUUUUCCCAGUGGACACAAAAAGGUGGUGACCCCGGUGGUGUGGAACAAGCCAGAUAUUGAGAACUCAGUUCCUCUGUGGAUCAUCAUCUUGGCCAUUCUGGCUGGUUUACUGCUUCUAGCUCUACUCAUCUACGUCCUAUACAAGUUUGGCUUCUUCAAGCGCUCUCUACCGUAUGGCACCGCCAUGGAGAAAGCUCAGCUCAAACCACAGGCUGCCUCUGAGGCCUAAAAAGACAAGCGGAGCUACCAGAACCACAGUACCUGGCCAUAUGAUUGCAACGGAGAAACACGAUGGAACAUGUAGAGUGGAUCAGGAAGCAGUUGAAGGGUUAAAGGAAAGAGAGACCACUGGAAAUCCACUGCGCUGCACUAGAGAAAGACACAAAUCCAAAGAUCUCCAAAGCCAAAUGAAUGUUGUUUUUUUUUCUUCUUUUUUAAUUUAUGUGUUGUUUGUUGGCAGUUUGGGAUUGUUACCAAAUAGAACUUUUUCUCAAAGCAUCAAGGCUAACGCCGACGAUCGUCAGCCUGCGGGUGCAGAGAGAGGAUUUCUUUUUGCGGAUUCUUUCGGUGGAGAGUCCUGUAUCAACCCGUUAACUGCCUUAUUUUGGUGCUAAUGAUCUGAUGCGCUCAUUGCCUCUGACAGGAUGUGGCAACAUGUAGCUUAUGGCAGCCAGGAGCUGUGAAUAAUGCUGCCUGCAGAGGCCUGUAAUAACUUGCCUUGUAUCUCCUGAACGCUGUUUUAUUGACAGAAGAUCGGUCAACAGGUGAAAACAUUAACCUGGCGAUAGCAACGUCAGUUUUCCCAGCCUGGGCUUAAUCUGUUAAAUAGCUCUGCUUUUAUCACAUCAUUUAAAGUUUUUCACGUUAUUUAAGCCCUGACCUGCUUGAGGUGUUCCCCUGAUUUUUGCCUAAUGCAUGCUGGGAUAUGCUCCAGCACCCUGCAGCCAUGCUGAGGGGGUGUCGAAAAUGCAUGGAUGGAUGUUUGUCUCUGCCUCAGGUUGGUGGACAGCGCUGGGUUGAGUUGUUUUUGCACUCAAAGGAAAUCUACUGAUAUAAUACCAGAGACACCUAAGACUGACUGACUGACCUUCCUUUGAGUUCUGAUUUUGACUCCUACUGAUCACUUUGUUUCAAUCAUUGUUCAUGUUCAGUUACCAAUGCUGGCGUCGUCAUUGUUGUGUAGUUGACUGGGAUGGGACUGGAACCACCGCAGACCUGCGAAACUUCACAGUGUGGUGCUUCUGUCCAAAAAAUAGUGGUGUUCUCCUAAAAAUUACUUUGCUGUUUGUCUCCUCAUUCAGCGUGAAGACCUCGUGCAAGCAAAUGACGCCUAGGGGAAACCGCAGAAUUGAUGCGCCAUGGCGUGAUGGUGUCUUGAACCAAAGACAUGACAAUCAGCAAUGUUGUAGCUUUGACGGAGUAUUAGUCUGAGAGCAGGCGGGAUCAUCACUCUUUGUGAGUGUGAAGGAUCCAUUUUCAGCUCACGGUGUGUGCGUUACUGUGAGAUACUGUAUUUUUGAUUGUCUUUUGAGCAAAAGUUGCCCAGAAAGAGAAGUGGCCAAAGUCAUCCCACUACCAAAAGGCUACAGGGACUGAACAUUAAAAAUGCUUUGUGUUCUUUUAUUUGCCAUGUACAUAGAUUUCACGUGCCUUAAAUGUAAAUAAUGUCUGUGGGUUAGAGUUAGGGUUGUGUGUGCUUGCAUGGAUAUAUGUGUGACGUCAUGCAUACAUGCAUUUGUGUGAAUGGUAUAUUUAUGAAUGUUUGUUUUGUGUAUGAAUUGGUUAUUGCCUUUCCCACUGCUUAGUCCUGUUAUUCCCUAUCACUUCUGUAGCUUUAUCAUUAAGGCUAAGCCAUUCUGCAUUAAAAAAGCAUUUCACUGCUGGGAAGAUGGCCCGUUCAUAAAACUGGGCUGUCUGUACAGUAGAAAGACAUAAAUACUUUUGAAAUUUGGUGCUAUUUGACUAGAAAAAAAACCAAAACAACAGAGAAAAUGGCUGUUGCUUCAGCUUUUUCUUAAGAGGUAGAAAACCUUAAACUACCAGAAUGCACUGCACUGCAACAGACCAAUAAACACCCCCACUGAAGGGUGAUGUAACACUAGCUUGGUCAGUUUUUCCACAGAAAACAAUAAGGUGGCUGGCUUAAAACAAACAAUCUUGUAUUACAGUUAAAGAGUAUCAAUGCCAAGUAUAACUGUUAGGUCUAAUUUUUUCAGAUGCUGUUUUUUAUGAUACAGGAAACAGUAUGGCGCCCACUUCCUGUUCACAAGUUUUCAUAUUACAGCCAAACAGUGCACUAAAAUAUGCAGUGCCUUGUUUUUCCGUUUGAACAUAAUUUAAUCUUUCUCUCUUGACCUGCUUUUAUACUCUGUGUCUGGUGGCGGGCAAACAAACACACAAAAAUGCACAAGUACAAUCUUUAGCUCAAGCACUGCCACAUUUAAGAUACCUGCAACCUCAUUUUAAAUCCCCUAAAAUGACUAUAAGGCUUUCUCGUACCUCUAACAAAGGGAUAACAGGUAGGCACUGGGAACUAAAUGUUGUUUGGAAGUGCAAUAUUUAUAUUCACCCGUUAUUUGAAUAUUACAGUGCUUUCUUUUUGUUUUAUUUGUGAGUGAGUUGUGAUAAACCAGGACUUUUUGUAUCAAAGUAUGUGAUUAGCACACAUGUUAAAUCCUUUGUGAGGUUCUGGCUUUUCACUUUCACCUGCUUUCUCACUAAACACACUUCAAGUGUGAAACUUUUUUUGUUGUACUCACCACUUCAUCGCUGGACCACUUCUUUUCUUGACCGUACAGAUUUUUUUUAAUACCACAGACUGAUAAAGAAACCAUCAGAACUUGUCUGAGUUGAGCUCGGAUAUGUUGACGUAGCUUGAUAAUUUAUGCUGUUGCACCUGUCCAAACACCGACAUUAUACUAAACAUAUGUUUUACAUUUGUUUGCUUCAUCACACACUCAUUGGCUCGUGAUUUAUACUUUGUCAAAUGGUCCACGAAAUCCCCAUAUGGUAGUUGAUUUAAAACAUUGUCUGUUCUUUUCAACCCAUUAUUUAUAAUGACAGGGGAUCAUUUUACUACUUCCUCCACGGUAACAUCAGGGAGAGGCACUGGGUUUUCUUUUCUUUUUUUUCCCGUCGUAGCCCAUUUUCACUCUCCAGGACUUCCAAAAAAAGAAGUUGUACAUAUUUAUGACGAGGAGAGUAUGUUUGAACUCAAAGGAUGACUCAUUUGUUGUGAAUUUUUCUCACCCCAUAUUGGGGAGAACAUUUUUGUCAGGGGGGUGGGUUCUUUGGAGGUCAAUUUUUACCUGUUAUGGUUUGUACUUUUAAAUAAAAUAUUUCCCUUUUUACA